CACAAGAAUCACAUAAACAAUACCAUUAAAAGACAGUCUUUAUAUGUUCAGAGGAAAACUGAAAGGAUAAAGUAAUCUCAAAUUGUUAAAAACUUGAGAUUAUUUCAUUUAAAAAUAAUAAAGUGGCCAAAAUCACAUAUACAAUAGACCUACCAUUAGAUCUUUAUAUAAUCUCUUCAAUGGAAAACGGAAUUUAUGAAAUUGUUUAAAACAUAUUAACAAUGUAGGCUAUUAUUAUUAUUGUUAUUAUUAUUAUUAGCUAUUGUGUCGACUGUUAUUAAGAAAUGUUCUUUUCCACAACAAACCAUACAAUACACGGGCGUUUUAUGUAGCUUGUGAACAUGGAGUCUAUGCGCGCAAACAUAUCAGGGAAGUCUCUCUUGUUGUUUUUCUUACCGCUCACAGCCUCUAUUGGCUUUGGCGAGACUCCGUGGCCUCACGAUGAUCAUUUCCACCAAUGACAGAACAGUGCGCAUGAUGCGCGCGCCAAGUGCAAAGCCCAACGCGGAGAAUUCGCCUUUUUUUCUAAAGGGGCGUAUUUUUCUUGCCAAUUUAAUUACAAACCAACGUUCAAUGCACACGAUACACUCUGCAAUAAUGUCAGGCGCCUAUUUGAAACACUCGGGCACCAUGUCAAGGUGAUAGUGUUGUGUAAACAGCCGGGAUGUAUGUUUAGAAACGUUUUUGUAGGAAGUCUCAUCAAUGGAGGGUUGAGGAAGCCCGUCUUGCUACAGAAGAGGACGCUGUCGCCCCUGGAUAUGACCGGCAUUCCCUAUCGUUUCAAGCGAUCGAUAAAAGAGUACCUAUGUCCAUUCAUAUUUUGAGAUUUAUAUAGAGGAUAACUUCAAUGAGAAAGUUAAGGAAACGAGUUGGCCAGUCCAGGGCUGGAGGCUUUGGCAGAGGAAUGGUCAGAGGAGAGGAUCAGGGUCAAGUCGGUCCAUCCAGCCAUGGCGACAUGGACGCUCUACUCUGUCCACCAUCUCCAUGCAGACUGAACUUCUCUAUGACCAGAGACACACUUACGUAUGCGCAAGCUCAGAAAAUGGUGGAGAUUGAGCUGGAGGGAAGGCUUCACCGGAUCAACAUCUAUGACCAGCUCUCUGUCGUAACCGAGGACGAAAUGCUGGCUCAGGAUCUGACGGAGUGCAACAGUAACAAAGAGAACAGCGAGCAAAGACAGGGAAACAAACAAACUGUGUCUAAAAACAAGCGGAAAGAUGGAAAACACGCAGCCAAAAAGAGAUCUGGCUCUCAGUAUGGCUUGCAAAGCCAGGUUGCUCAUUCGCAAAUCCCCCUGCCAAAGCCUACGUUUCGUAAGGUGGACACUUUCACGGCCUCAGAGGCCCCUCCUCUUCCUGUGGCUUAUUAUCGCUAUAUGGAGAAGUCAGGGGAGGAGUUGGACAACGAGGCUGAGUAUGACAUGGACGAGGAGGACAUGGCUUGGCUAGAGAUGGUGAAUCAAAAACGUGUGUCCGACGGCCACGCUUCCGUCCCCCCUGAUACUUUUGAAUUACUGAUUGACCGGCUUGAGCGAGAGUCCAUUUUGGAGUCCCGCAGCCAGGCGCUGUCCCAAAGCACCAUCGACGAGGAUGCCUACUGUUGUGUUUGCCUUGACGAUGAGUGUCUCAACAGCAACGUCAUCCUGUUUUGUGACAUCUGCAACCUCGCCGUGCACCAGGAAUGUUACGGGGUGCCUUACAUCCCCGAGGGUCAGUGGCUGUGCAGGCGCUGUCUGCAAUCCCCGUCACGACCCGUCGAUUGUGUCCUCUGCCCGAAUCGGGGAGGUGCAUUCAAACAAACCAGCGACGGAAGUUGGGCCCAUGUCAUCUGUGCCAUAUGGAUCCCAGAAGUGUGCUUUGCCAACACCGUGUUCCUGGAGCCCGUGGAGGGAGUGAAGAACAUUCCUCCUGCGCGAUGGAAGCUCACCUGUUACCUGUGCAAACAGAAAGGCAGGGGGGCGUCUAUUCAGUGCCACAAAGCAAACUGCUACAGGGCGUUUCAUGUCACUUGUGCCCAGAGAGCUGGUCUCUAUAUGAAAAUCGACCCUGUGCGGGAGACCGGCACGCACGGCACCACUUUUACUGUGAAGAAAACCGCUUAUUGCGAGAACCACUCGCCCCCUGGCACGGGCACCGAGGGGGAUGAAGACAAUGGGUUGGUGGGGGGCAGGGGUAACAGAGGUCAGAGGUCGUACACAUUAGGCCCUCCGCUGCAGCAGAACCAGAAUGGCCGGAAAAAAGGUUCAGCCACACAACAGAAGAAAACGCAGAAGAACGGGACCUCGCGGAAGACAGGAGUGCCCCUACUGUUGGUGCCGCAGAUACCCUCUUUUAGGCUCAACAAGAUUUGCACAGGAGUCUCUGUUGAAAGGAAAAAUCAGUUUAUGCAGAGACUCCACAAUUACUGGCUGCUGAAGCGUCACUUUCGCAACGGAGUGCCACUCAUCCGCAGGCUCCAUUCUCAUCUACAGGCUCAGAAGUCUGAGCAGAGAGAGCCAGACACAAAGUUGCAGGCUGUCAGGGAAGAGCUGAAGUAUUGGCAGAAGCUUCGACAGGACCUGGAAAAAGCUCGACUUCUUAUUGAGCUCAUACGAAAGAGGGAGAGACUUAAAAGAGAACAGAUGAAACUUCAGCAGGCUGCGCUGGAGCUGCAGCUCACCCCUGCGCUGGUGUUUCUGCGCUCUACACUGGAACAGCUGCAAGAGAAAGACAUAGAUCAUAUUUUCACCACACCAGUCAAUUUGAAGGAGGUUCCAGAUUAUCUGGAGUUUGUUACUGAGCCGAUGGACUUCUCUACAAUGCAUGACAAACUGGAGGCCCAUAAAUACUCAUCAGUGGCUGACUUGGAGAAUGAUUUCAAUCUCAUGAUAUCCAACUGUCUGAGGUACAACUCCAAUGACACAGUGUUCCACAAAGCUGCCAUGCAACUCCGAGAGGUGGGCGGAGCUAUCCUGAGACACGCCCAACAUCAGGCUCUCAGCAUAGGCCUUGAUCCUAGCACAGGCAUGCACCUGCCAGAUAAGCCCAGCGCGCACAAUGCCACAGUCUCCUGGUGGGAUGAAGUUGACUUGCUUUUGGACCCUGAAAAUCGCGUGCACAUGUGUCCUGAGGACCAGCUGAAAACCCUGCUGGACAAACUGGAUCUGGUGGCAUCUAUGCGCACAAGCGGAGGUCGUACAAAACGCAUGCGCCUGCUGCGCAGAGAAAUUAACAGCCUCCGUCACAAGAUCAGCCACCAGGACCGCAACUCACGACUGCUGAAUGGGAAAAUUAGAGAGGAGAAGAGCAAAGAGGGAAAGAGUGAGGAGAAGAUGGAUUACAUAACCUCUAAUACAGACCCCAAAAAAUCAACAUCACAGAAAGUGCAAAAACCCACUUGCCCAGCCUCUUCACCUUUACCUGGAGAUUCUCCACCAAACCCGCCUAUGUUCUGCCUUGAGACGGGACGGACCACCACUCCAGCGCAGUCAAAUAAACCUGGCAGCAGAAAACAGAGGGCGAAAGGAAAAGAAAGAGGCCUGAGAGAAAAUCACGAUCAGACUUUAGAAGAAGAUGAGAACUUCCACACAAAAGAGGAGGAUACCAGCCCUCAGGAGGACACUGUGAGCAGGGUUUCCUCCGCAGAGAGCCUGUCUGAUUCACCCAAGAUGGGUGUGGGUCGUCGGACAUCAAUUCUCUUCAAGAAAGCGAAAAAUGGAGCCAGACUGACAAAGGACAAGCCUGUUUUAUUGCAAAACGGAGUCAGCAAAGCUGAAAAUGAUGCGUCGCCAGAGCAGACCACACCAGCCAAAUUACUGUCAGCACCACCAGCCCCAAAAUCGCCCUCUCCGUCCUCUCACCAGCUGAGAUCCAGAGGACUGAGUACAUGCUCAGACAACGAAGGUGAAAAGGCCCACUCUCCGCCAGAAGAGAAUGGCUUCACAAAUGGACUCAAGAGACACAGCGGCAACUCAUCAGAUUCAGAAAGCUGCACUCCCACCUUCCCAACACACAGUUCCUCACCUCCAAAACGCAGUCGUGGUAAACCAGCUCUCAGCAAAGUUCCUGUUGGUGAGGAGGAGAAUGAAGUUACUAAUACAGGCAGAGAUACUUCUCAAAAUGACGACGAGAUGGAACCUCUUACCUUGGUUUGGGCAAAAUGUCGUGGGUACCCGUCAUACCCUGCAAUGAUUGUCGAUCCUAACAUGCCCCGGGAAGGAAUUCUUCACAACGGCAUUCCCAUCCCAGUUCCUCCUACAGAUGUUUUGGAUCUGGGUAAACGCAGACAGGAGGAGACAGAGGAGAAGCUCUUUCUUGUGCUGUUUUUCGAUACAAAAAGAACCUGGCAGUGGCUGCCAUUGGACAAGCUCCAUCACAUGGGCAUUGACGACACUGUAGACAGACUGCGUCUGAUGGAGGGAAAGAAACCCAAUGUGCGGAAGUCAGUGCACAUGGCGUACGACAGGGCGAUGACACACCUGAGCCAUGUACAGGAAAACUCGACUUUUAACCCCUCAAAUUUUAUAUAAAAGACUUCUAUCAAAUUUUAUGUCUAAACUGACUGAUACCAAUGAAGGUACGUUCAUAACAUUCAGAUGUUUAUUGGUUUUUAUACCAGUGGAAGGCAGAUUCAUAAGCUAAUUUUUGUCUUCUGCCCUGUUUUCCUACCCUCCAAAACUCAAGGCACAUCAUAAAUCAAAAGCUGGUUUUAUUCACUUUUAACAUACUCAUUCAACCAAGAUUUCUAUGAAUGUUUUAAAUUCAGUUGUUUUAAUUGCACUUAUUUCUUUAUGUUGAAAAUGUUUUGCCACUCAUUCCGUUUUCGGCAGUUUUAUUGAAUGUGAGGUGAUGGUUGUAUCACUUAUGUUGCCAAUGCACCAGGGUGUUUGGGCAGUAUGACUCAGGAACUUUGUGCUAGAAUGCAACAGUUGUAACAGUUUACUUGGAUACAUUUCUGGAUUGAGUAAAUGCAUGCACACAAAAAAGUCCUAUUGCCCUUAGAUUUGCUGGUUAAUCAUUCUAGCGUGACCACGUAUGCUUUUUGUAUUUAUCAGGUCUGGUGACUACCAUAACUGUUUUUACCUACUGUGAGAUGCCACUUAAUGCUAUUUUUUUAUUUUUUUUUGGCACUAACAUCCAGCAUCUAUUUUGUCCUUUUUAAGUUAAUAUGUGCCCGUUUAUUUUAAAGAAAGGAUGUCUGUGUCGACAAGCUUGUAAUUGUGUGUGGAGAUCACUGUGUAAAUAUAAAUGCAUGUAUGUAGAAAAUAUGCACAAAUGUGUUUUUAAAAUCUGAAAUGUAAAUUAAUGACAAACUUUGUACAUGUCAUUUUAAUUUAUUUGGAGUGGUUAUGGAAAAAGUUAUUUAAUAGUAAUUGAGAAGGUUUAAUUUAACAGCUCUGUAGAGCUUUAUAUUGUUCAGAAAGCAUUAAUGCUUUAAUGCAAUUGUUCCUUAGAGGUCUUCAGUGAGAGAACAUUAUAGAAUCAAAUAUUACGUAGUCUCUUAGAUCAUGUACGCAGAGUAAAUAAGAAAUGUGUUUUUUAAAGCCUGUGAAAAGCUAAUAGUACCAAACAAAAAAUGUCUGAAACAGUAUUUUCUCAAACGAGAAAUAAAAACACUGUUGAGCUGA
This is a messenger RNA of Ctenopharyngodon idella (grass carp), 5605 nucleotides long. It is a transcript of the gene brpf3a, whose product is annotated as bromodomain and PHD finger containing, 3a. Gene Ontology annotation, molecular function: protein binding. The record is from RefSeq and is a predicted model, not a curated record. Gene Ontology annotation, cellular component: MOZ/MORF histone acetyltransferase complex. Gene Ontology annotation, biological process: regulation of transcription by RNA polymerase II. Bases 848 to 4507 code for a protein of 1219 amino acids. Lineage: Eukaryota; Metazoa; Chordata; Actinopteri; Cypriniformes; Xenocyprididae. The transcript has 13 exons.